CUUUGACCGUUAUUAAAAAGAUGGCAACUUGUUAAACAAACGGCUGCAAAUAAGGAAUUUUUUUUGACAAAUGUGUUUGUUUAAGGAGAAAUGGGAAGCAUAAUUUAAAAACAAUUGUAAAAUAUUCUUCAAAAACUGAUUCCAAGACCAGUCUGAUGGAUUCAACCAGGAAAAGUUCGAGACAUUCCUCAUCUUCUAAGGAAGAGUAUAAACGAUAUUCUUCUUCAAGUAGAAGCUCUACUAGAACGGAAACAACUGAAGCUCAGAAAAGCUCUCUCCCCUCCAAAAGAAAAGCUGAAGCAGAAACAGAUUUGGUUCAAAAAUUAAAAAAGAAAACUGUAGAAUGUCGACGUAGCACUGCUGCUCAAUUUUUUGUUGAAGAAGAAACUGUACAAGAAUCAGUGACUGCUGAUCGAAUUGUCCAGCUCCUCAAUGAUGCUGUUACACCAAAGGAAGAAAAUGGAAAGCUGAAAAAUCUGCUCAUUGUCAAAGAACUGAUCAUACAGAAAGAACCUAAGUUGCUGGACAACUUUCUGGAUGAAGUAGUAAGUUUUCAACAUGACACUGAUCCUGAAGUACGCAGAUUCAUUGUACAAUUCAUUGAGGAUGUUUGUAGGAGAGACUUACAAUUUCUUCCAAAAGUAAUCAACAAUCUGUUGAUGAUGCUACACGAUGAAUCGGUCAAAGUUCAGAAAAAAGUUAUCCAAACAACAACUCAUCUUUAUCCUCUAACUAUUCGUUAUUUUGUAAAUGCAAAACAUGUUGAUGAUGUAAUGGAAGCUAUUUGGGCUUCAAUGACAGAACUAAAAUUAACAAUUGUCUCGCUCUUGGAGUCUGACAAUGAAGGAGUCCGUACUUCAGCUACAAAAUUUAUGGAACAUGUUAUUCUUGCACAAACAUUCAAAGACCAAUAUGCAGAUCCGAAAAACACUGAUUUAUCUUUGGAUGAGAUACCAGUGAUAUUAAAAGUUUUUCGACCCAGGAAGAUGGAAGAAGAAGCCAAAGAUAUUUUCCAGCGAAUUGUUGCUUUUCAUUGUGCUUCCCAUGUGUCUCUUUGUAACCUUAUGGCUUGCAUGCAAGUUUUAACUUCAAUAGGAAGGCAAAGAUUUGAGUUUUUUCCUAAAGUUUUAGAAGCAUUUGAAUUGCUUCAUGCAAAUCUGCCACCAACGUUGGGUCAAUCACAAGUGAGUAGUGUAAGAAAGAAUUUAAAAUUAGAGCUCUUUCAAUUGGUUAAGCAUCCUGGCGCUGUCGAAUUUCAAUCAAGAAUAUCAAUCAUGCUCUCUGAUUUAGGUGCAUCACCUCAGCAGAUAAGUAGAUGCUUUCCGGAUGCAGAGGCAAUCAAAAAACCUAGCGUCAAAAUAGAGGACAGAAGUGCAAAACAGGAAGAUAUACCAUCUUCAUCAAGACCUCGCAAAAUAAAAUCCAGUCUUGAGAAAGGAACUAAAGCUAAAAACACAGCUAUUGAUAUUACAGCUGAGGAUUUAGUACCCAAAUUUCACAGUAUAAAUGUUGUUGAUUUAGUAUUAGUAAGCAUGUUAAGUUUGCCUGAUGUUAUGCCUACUAACUUUCAGUCCACAUACACUCCUAUUGCAGCUGCUGGCACCGAAGCUCAGAUUAAACAUCUGGCUCGUCUUUUAGCCACACAAUUAACUUUGGCUGGAAUUGGAAAAGGUGUGGAACAAAUGAAACAUAAAAUGGAAAAUGAAAAAGUGGAAAGUGAUGAGGAUGAGGCAGCCUCUAAUGUACCCAAACCAAUCCAAACUCUAGUAAGCCAAACUACAGAAAUGAAGCCUAAAAAGCAAGGGCUUGUUUUAAUGCCUAGUGGUGGCUCCCAAAUAAAAGCUAAUAGAAUAUCUAAGAAAAUCGACUUCCAAGCCAUAGCGAAAUCAAUGAACGAAGAAGAGUCUAAUAAUUUUUGUAGAGCUGCUUAUAAUCGAAUCUUGAAUGCUGAAAAAAUGAUUACUAAAAGAGGUGCUGCUCCAAUUAGAACAAAAUUGCUUACUAACUUAGCUACCCGAUUUAGAGGUGAUUUUUCCAUUGAUUUGAAAAAUCAUAUCAUGGAAAAUCCCCGCAAUAGAUUAGAUCUAGCAUUUUCUUGGAUAUAUCAAGAAUAUUCUGCUUAUAGAGGAUUUGAAUGUUCCAUAGAAAGCCAUGUUGAAAAUUAUGAAGAAGCAGUCGAUUCUCUAUUGGGUGGCAUUUUGAAGAGUGACGAAGAAAACCAUGCUCUUUACACUCGUUUUUUCUUGGAUGUUCCAUUUAUUACAGAAGGGAUGGCUGAGUCUCUGAAAACUGUUUGUAUUGAUGAAUCAUCUACUGCUGAAGCUCUUGAAAUGGCUGAAAGCAUGAGUUUUAGAAGACCUACAAAGAAGUUGCUGUUUUUAGGAGUAAUAUGUGACCUUACUCUUCAUGAAAAUUGUGACAUACGGACAAAAGCUGUAAAAGCAGCAGUUGACAUCCAUGAAAGUGGCCAUAUGAGGUCAUUCAUUGAAGCUUUUGCUUUAAGAAGUCUCAAGUUUUUGUUACAUACUGACCCACCAACUGAUUUCUUCCUGUUUUUCAAACAAAGGCCUGUUACUUGGUCUGAAGAUUUGACUAAAGUAUGUUUACAUUUGUAUUUAACUUUGUUGCCCAUAAACCAUCGCCUCAUUCAAGAUCUUGGAACUGUUUAUGUUGAAGCCACUGGUGAUAUUAAAAGAAUUAUUCUCCGUGCCCUCGAAGCACCAGUUAAAGGCAUGAGCAUGGCCUCUCCUGAACUCUUACUCUUUGUUGAAAACUGUCCUAAAGGAGCCGAGACAUUAAUUACAAGAAUCAUCCAUAUUUUGACUGACAAAGCACCACCAUCAGCCGAACUUGUUGCUAGAGUUCGAGAUUUAUAUCGUAAAAGAGUUCCAGACGUACGUUUCUUUAUUCCAAUCAUUAAUGGUCUUUCUAAGCGUGAAAUAAUUUCUGCAUUACCUGAAUUGAUUCAACAAAAAACACCAGUAGUAAAAGAAGUUUUGCAUCGUCUUUUAGGAAGUAAUUUUUCUAGCCCGAUAUCUCCAGCUGAACUAUUGGUCGCUCUGCAUAACAUUGAUCCUUCUAAAUGCAACCUUAAAAUAAUUAUCAAGGCUACUUCACUCUGUUUGGAAGAGAAAAAUGUUUACACUCAAGUUGUCUUGGCGAUGGUUAUUCAGGAGCUGAUGGAACAAACUCCUUUGCCUAUUUUAUUAAUGAGAACUGUUAUACAAUCUUUAGCAAACUAUCCUCAUCUUUUGGAUUUUGUUACUCACAUAUUGCAACGGUUAAUAUUGAAAGAAGUCUGGAAACAGAAGAAAAUUUGGGAGGGUUUUAUUAAGUGCUGCCAAAGAACUAAACCAAAAUCUUUUCAGGUGUUGUUGCAAUUGCCUGCCCCACAAUUGGAGGAAGUCCUAAGUUCGUGCCCAGAUUUACGUGAAUCAUUAUGCCUACAUGUUAAAUCAUUUAAUGAGGGACAGAAGGCAAAUAUUCCUAAAGCUGUGAUAGAUGUCCUUGGUGUGGAUUUGUCUCAAGAUGAUAAAAAAUCCGAAGAUGGCUCUAUAAAAAAUGACGAAGAAAACAUUAAAGAACCAUUACCACCUGGACAAGAUCAUUUGUAAAUAAAUCAUCAUGUGUUCUGGUUUUCAUUUUGAUGUUAUAAUUUUGGAUAGUUGGAACAAAAAUGAUAAAUUCUAAAAUAGUAGGAUUGCACAAUCUGUUUUGGAAGAGGGCAGCAGAAAAAAUAGUUUGAUCUUCAGAGAUUUGACUGAACAAAUUUGAUUAUUUGAUGAAGUUAUUCAGGUGAUAAAAUUAUCGAAUUAUUCUUUAAGGUAUUAAAAAUAUCAGUUAGUUUCUACAAAAAAUCUUAAAGCCAGAAAUAAUAUUAGCAAUAAAGUUGGAUAAAUAUUAGCAUUAUAUUCAAUCAUAUUGGGUGUCAGCUGUAAAAUUUUAGACACUGUGGCACUUGUGAUUUGUAAACCACUAAAGAUCAUUUUGACUUAAAGAUUAAAAUAUAACGUGUUUGUUUAUAUUAAUAAUAAUUAAAAACAGUUGAAGUUAUCCAUAUUUUGUCUUUAAUAAAAUAUAAUAUUAGAAUAUCAACUUUCUUUAAGGAAAAAUUAUUUUUUAACUACUUUUAAAUUACAUUAUUAAUUUUUAAAUUCUGGAACUAUAUUUAUUUUGGUUAAAAACAAAUUAAAUUGUGUUCUAUUUUUGGUUCCAAAUUUUACUAUAACUGUUUAAUGACAGUUAUAAAAUGUCUUAUGUUAAGUUUUUUUUUUUCUUCUGUUAAUUUUCGGAUGGAAGACUGAGGUCCUGCUUUGAUUUUUUUUCUAACGUUGCAACAAUAUAUGAAAUGCUGAAAAAUAGGCAGGUUUACUAAAAAAGUUGGAAGAAACAAGCUAAUCUUGAUAAGAAGGUAUAUAAAUCCUACCAUAUUUUUUGUUUGUUAAACUUAGAACAUUUUAGAAAUUGGAAUUAAUCAGUUUUGGGCUCUACUUUCCAAUAUUUAAUGAAAUCAUGUGAGUCAUUUCCUUUAAAAUAUAAAACAAAAUAUUGUUUUCAGAAUGUAGUCAUGAAUCCUGAUAAAUGUAUUUGUUCUACACUUAUCAAAUAUUGACUUAAAUCUUACUAAAUUUGUGUAAUUAAUUUGUUCCACAAUUUUUAGCUGAUGCUUAAUUCAUGAAUGAGGUUAGCAAAUUAUUUUUAUUAUAUAACAGAAGUGUUAAAUCUUACACUGGAUUUAAUUGAGAAUUUCGACUGACAAUAAGCUAACUGUUCAAGCAUAAAAAUAUCUAUUAUACAUUUACUUUCAUGAUUAUAAAGCUUACGUUUAAAUUUUAAUUAUCAGUGGAUAAUAAAACCUUGUUCAGUUAGGUAUCUGGUUUGACAUUUAUGACCUAAUUAUUGACCUAAAUUUGACAUUUAUGAAAAAGGCUUUGUGUCAAUAAAUUGUCCAACAAAAUGUAUUAUAGGAUGUUAUAGUGUAUUGUGCUGUAUGUUUAUCUAAUCUGUGAAGUAUUUACAUUAUAACAUAUUAUUUAUUCAUUGUUAAUAAUGUAUUAUUUUCUCACUUUAUGAUCAUUAUUUUUGUAAUGUACAAAAUAUUUUAAGUUUGGGUUAUAUUGAAUUACAAUUCUUUCAAUGUUAUAAAGUGUUGAAUGCGAGAGUCUAUGUCUUAAAUAAAUAAAAGUUUAAACAUUCACU
Messenger RNA from Parasteatoda tepidariorum (common house spider), 5199 nucleotides. It is a transcript of the gene Sym, whose product is annotated as symplekin scaffold protein. The record is from RefSeq and is a predicted model, not a curated record. NCBI's taxonomy places the organism in Eukaryota, Metazoa, Arthropoda, Arachnida, Araneae, Theridiidae. Gene Ontology annotation, cellular component: mRNA cleavage and polyadenylation specificity factor complex.